GUUUAGUACGUCCUUUUUGCAAAAAGUUUUCUGGAUCAUAUACAGCCACAGUGGAUUUACUUUGUGAUAUAAGCCUGCCAGAUCAAGAUCACUGCAUGACGCUGAUAUUUAUCACUUGUAAAGGAGUAUAAAUUGUGACAGAGGCUGCAGAUAGGCUUUACUACAAGAUCUGAUCCAAGUUAUUGUGAACAGUCAUGAUUUCACUGGUUGCAGUGGCUGUAAUUCUUCUCUGGGGUGCCGACUUUAAACCCCCCAAGGCUGUUGCAUUCAAAAUCUUUCCCUCUGAUGCCUCCCUGAAUCAUCAAGAAAUCACAGAGACCGCCAUCAUCACCAAGGUGGCAGCAGUGUGCCGUGACAUGGCCACUGCCCAGGGAAAAGACUUUACACUUCCUGCCAACAGCAAACUAACUGUUGCUACUGUCCAAAAAGCUUGCUCAAGCUCAAAUUCUGCCCUCUUAAAAGCAACAAAUUUUAAGUUGGCUAUAGUUCAAAUUUCCCUCAACAACAUAGCUGUGGAUAGAAAACAAUUCAGUAAUGCACAUCAUUUUGAUAAUGAGGCUUUCAGGGAGGGACGGGACCUCAUCACUCAGGGCAUAGCCAAAGUUAAAAUCAAUCUGAAAGAGGGAGAUUACAUGGCUGCCCGAAUAAACUUGGGGACUGUCACCCAUUCUUUACAGGAUUUCUAUAGCCACAGUAACUGGGUGGAACUGGGAUACGCUGGACCCUAUAGCGACUUGAUCAAACCGGACAUUCCUCUCGCAAAAACAGCAGACUCCAAAACAGCAACAUGCAAAAGCUGUGUCAACGACGAUUGCACUGAUAACAUUCUGCCAGAGAUCCAGAAGAACAAGAUAUUAACUUCUGGAUAUUUCAGCCUUGUAUUCCCCAAAAAACCUGCAGGCAAAUGUAGCCAUGGUGGGUUUGAUGCGACCAGCUUGAAAGACCCCACUGGAGGUAUUAAUAAGGAUGAUGUCGACUCUGAUCACGGCUUCCUUCACCCACGUGCUGCAUACAUGGCCAUCGACGCUACCAUGGAACUUCUAGAAGACAUACGGCAGGCCGUGAACCAAACAGCCUUUCUUCGACUUCUGGGUCUCACUCAGAUAUCAGCGCUGGUCUUUGUGAUUGACACAACAGGCAGUAUGUCUGACGAAAUUGCAGAAGUCAAGAAAGUGUCCAUCAAUAUUAUAGACAGCAGAACAGGAACAGCAGUGGAACCUACAGAAUACAUGCUAAUUACAUUUAAUGAUGCAGAUGUUGGACUGACAAGGACAGGGGAUAUUGACAAUUUCAAACAGCAAAUCAAUUCUCUUUCAUCAUCUGGUGGAGGAGACUUCCCUGAAAUGUGUUUGUCAGGGCUGCUGGUGGCAUUAACAAGAGCUCCCCCAUCAUCAGACAUUUUUGUUUUCACUGAUGCUUCAGCAAAGGACUCCGCAUUAAAAAGCGCGGUUGAAGCCAUGAUAGAAAGCACUGCAUCUACAGUCACAUUCCUGUUGACAAGCUCCGUCUCAUCGCGUAGGAAAAGGGAGGUCUCCGACUCUCAGAGUUCUUCAUCAAGGCCCAUGUCUCAGUCAGAAAUACAGUUGUACAAAGACCUGACUCAAGUCUCUGGUGGACAAACUUUAGAAGUCACAAAAACAACGCUGUCUGAGGCCUCUACAGCCAUUACAGAUACAUUUGCCUCUGGUCUGGUCACAGUUCUUCAAGUGGCCAGGAGUGCAGGGAGUGCAGGAAACUUUUCUUUCCCAUUAGAUACAUCUCUGUCCAGUGUGACGGUAUAUAUCACUGGUUCUUCUCUUGUUUUUACCCUCUACAGCCCCACAGGUGUGUCUCAGUCAGAUUCAGUGACAGAUGGCUCUCUAGGUAUUAUCCAGACUGUGGGGAAUCUAAAGAAAAUCAAACUCAAGUCUAACAGCCAGACAGGGGAAUGGAGCAUCGAUAUUAACUCAACAAGUUCCUACACUCUGAGAGUCAUUGGUCAGAGUUCUGUGAACAUCCUCUCGUACUUUGUGGAGAUAAGUCAGGAAGGUCAUUCAGACUCAUGGGGACAAAUUUUCACUCGCCCUUCUAUUGGUCAGAACGCCACCUUGUUUCUCUCUGUGACUGGGGGUGAAUCGGUCACAGUGACUGAUGUGCUUCUAGUUGAUGCUUCAGAAUCUAAUUUUGUCAAAGGAUCCGUCAAAUCAGUAGGCGGGACAGACUACCUAGUUAGUCUUAACAGAAUCCCUGAGGGGACAUUUGGGCUUCGGCUUAAAGGGCUGUUGAAUAACUCAUCUAACCGAUUCCAGAGGCAGUCAUCUAAUCAUCGUAAAGGAUCUAGAAUAACUGUUAAGGCCCCAAUACAGAACACUACAACGCCUGGAGUUCCUUUCAGUUUCAACUUUACAGUGUCUACUAAUGCCACAGCAGGUAACUACACUAUCCGAGCCAGGACUAGCAACGGCUUCAGCGUGUCUGUCCCCAGCUCCCUGAAUGUGGAGUCAGGGAGAAGUGCUCAGGGAACCGCAACCCUGACCGUGCCCUCCAUCACAAAGUCUGGGACUGAUGUCACCCUCACCAUUGAGGCAGAAGCUCCAGGGUCCACUGAUCUAAAUUAUGCCACACUGCGACUCACUGUCUCAGCUGCAAGAGGAAGGUUUAGUGGCUUGUACUCCUUCUCCAUGUGUCUGUCUCUCUUUGGAUUAUUUCUGUCUCUUUUUAUGUGAUGAGUAGUAUCAAAAUGCUGAAAAUGUGUUCUGUACAUUAUUCUAGAUCUGUUGUAGGUUGUAGGAUAGUAGCAGCCUGGAAAUACUAUCAUACUGCAGCAGAAACUCUUAUAUAUUACUCAUUUAUAUAUAAGCAUUCUUUAAUACAAAUAUGUGUGUUUUUGC
This is a messenger RNA of Triplophysa dalaica, 2870 nucleotides long. RefSeq names its product von Willebrand factor A domain containing 10, tandem duplicate 1 (gene vwa10.1). The coding region runs from base 195 to 2705 and encodes 836 amino acids. Lineage: Eukaryota; Metazoa; Chordata; Actinopteri; Cypriniformes; Nemacheilidae. The transcript has 16 exons. The record is from RefSeq and is a predicted model, not a curated record.